CCAUUUUCACAUUACCCAAAAUACCUUGCGCCUUGGGGGGUAACUUUGGAGCCCUAGUUACAAGCAAAAUGGCGGCUCCAACCAAACAAACGGAUUUAAAGCUACCAAAUUGUUAUAAAGAUGCUUCUAAACUCACGAAACCAAAGCUUAAGGAAGUUUGUAGAGCUCUCUCUGUAGAUUUUGAGAAAAAUAUCGGGAAGAAAGCGCUCGUAAACAUUGUUUGCAACGCUUUAAAUCUGUCAACAUCAUCCACGACCGCUACAAAGACCGAGAAUCAGUCAGCUUGCUGGACUUUACCAACCAUAGCUUAUCUACAGAAGCAAAAAGAAUGGAAGAAAGACUUAACAGGCAUACCAAUGCUCAUGGAUGAGUCAAUGGUCAAGUCAUAUUUAAUUGGAGUUGGUUAUGAAGAGCAAACUGUGCGAAAGUAUAAGACACUUCGUGCAUGGGAGCACAAGCAAGAUGUACAUUCUGUCAAAGUUCAUUUGCUACCCGAUUUCCCAAGUCUUUGGGCUCUUAGAGGAAUCUGCAACCCGUCAUUCUCAACUGAUCAGGAGGAAAGCAAAGUGAUGUACGUUGUACUGGAAACCCAAUCAAGCAAACCAGUGUUUUCCUACUCCAUAAUAGAACUAACUUCAGACUCAGCUAUGUUGCCAUCUUCAGCACAAAAAGGGAUGCUGACUGUGAUAUCAUCCACAAAUUUAACCAAUAGGCUAGAGGGGCUAAAUGGCUUUAUAUCAUUUAUCCUCAGAGAGAACAAUAUUGGACCUAGCACCGUCCCCUGGGGACACCCCUGGUUAUAUCUAUAA
Molecule: messenger RNA, 809 nt
Organism: Stylophora pistillata
Lineage: Eukaryota; Metazoa; Cnidaria; Anthozoa; Scleractinia; Pocilloporidae
Molecular function (GO): zinc ion binding
Source: RefSeq, a predicted model, not a curated record